GUUUGGCAGGUUAGGUAUCUUUAGGUCGAGCUGUGUUCUGUUUGUUUUUUGAGUUUUGUGAAUUUUAUUACAAUGGUCAAGGAAUUGUACCGUGAAACGGCUAUGGCCCGUAAAAUAUCACACGUUAGUUUUGGGUUAGAUGGACCUCAACAAAUGCAGCAACAGGCUCAUUUGCAUGUUGUUGCUAAAAACUUAUACUCACAGGACUCUCAAAGAACCCCAGUACCUUACGGGGUUUUAGAUAGAAAAAUGGGUACAAAUCAAAAAGAUGCAAAUUGUGGUACAUGCGGUAAAGGAUUAAACGACUGCAUUGGACACUAUGGAUAUAUAGACUUACAGCUUCCAGUGUUUCAUAUUGGAUAUUUUAGGGCAGUUAUAAACAUUUUACAAACAAUAUGCAAGAAUCCGUUGUGUGCGAGAGUUUUAAUUCCUGAAAAGGAAAGGCAAGUUUAUUAUAACAAGUUAAGGAAUAAAAAUUUAUCAUACUUAGUAAGAAAAGCAUUGAGAAAACAAAUACAAACAAGAGCCAAAAAGUUUAGCGUUUGCCCUCAUUGUGGUGAAUACAAUGGCAUGGUUAAAAAAUGUGGGCUUUUAAAAAUCAUACAUGAAAAAAAUAGCAAAAAACCAGAUUUAGUCUUGCAGAAUGUAUUAGCUGAAUUGAGUAAGGAUUCUGAGCAUGGCAAAGAAUUAUCUGGAGUCAGUCUGACUGGGCAAAUUCUGAAUCCACAAGAGGUUUUACGAUUAUUUGAAGCAAUUCCAUCUCAAGAUAUUCCAUUACUUGUUAUGAAUUAUAAUCUUUCAAAACCUGCUGAUUUGAUACUGACGAGGAUUCCGGUACCACCUUUAUCCAUCCGUCCCUCAGUUAUAUCUGAUCUGAAAUCAGGAACCAAUGAAGAUGAUCUUACUAUGAAACUAUCGGAAAUCGUCUUCAUCAACGAUGUUAUCAUGAAACAUAAACAUUCUGGUGCUAAGUCACAGAUGAUAGCUGAAGAUUGGGAGUUUUUGCAAUUACAUUGUGCUCUCUACAUAAAUAGUGAGACAUCUGGAAUACCCAUUAACAUGCAGCCGAAAAAGUCAAGCAGAGGACUUGUUCAAAGACUAAAAGGUAAACACGGCAGAUUCCGUGGAAAUUUAUCAGGAAAGCGGGUAGAUUUCUCAGCACGUACUGUGAUAUCUCCUGAUCCUAAUCUCAGAAUUGAAGAGGUUGGUGUUCCUAUACAUGUUGCUAAAAUCUUGACAUUUCCUGAAAGAGUUCAACCUGCUAAUAAAGAACUGUUGAGGCAGUUGGUAUGUAAUGGGCCUGAUGUCCAUCCUGGUGCUAAUUUUGUUCAACAGAAAGGGCAAUCAUUUAAAAAGUUUCUUAGAUAUGGAAAUCGAGCAAAAAUAGCCCAAGAAUUGAAGGAAGGUGAUAUUGUGGAAAGGCAUCUAAAGGAUGGAGAUAUUGUCCUGUUCAAUCGUCAACCAAGCUUACACAAACUGAGUAUUAUGUCGCACCGUGUUCGAGUACUAGAGAAUAGAACAUUUAGAUUUAACGAAUGUGCCUGUACUCCAUACAAUGCUGAUUUUGAUGGUGAUGAAAUGAAUCUUCAUCUUCCUCAGACAGAAGAAGCUAGGGCUGAGGCUUUAAUUUUGAUGGGUAACAAAGCAAACCUAGUAACCCCCAGAAAUGGAGAACUGCUGAUUGCUGCAACUCAAGAUUUCAUCACUGGAGCUUACCUUCUCACACAAAGAAGUGUUUUCUUUAACAAGAGGGAGGCUUGUCAAUUGGCGGCAACUCUUCUUUGUGGUGAAGACAUCAACAUGACAAUUGAUCUACCGCCACCAGCUAUAAUGAAGCCAACAAGGCUGUGGACUGGAAAGCAAAUAUUCAGCUUGCUUAUAAAACCGAACAAAUGGUGCCCUAUAAAUGCCAAUUUGAGGACAAAGGGAAGGGCUUACACGAGUGGUGAAGAAAUGUGCAUUAAUGAUUCUUUUAUCAAUAUUCGCAAUUCUCAGCUGCUAGCUGGUGUGAUGGAUAAAUCAACCCUUGGUUCCGGAGGUAAAGCGAACAUAUUUUAUGUACUCCUCUGCGAUUGGGGUGAAGAAGCUGCUACGACUGCUAUGUGGAGAUUAAGUCGAAUGACUUCAGCCUACCUGAUUAAUUAUGGUUUUUCAAUUGGUAUUGGAGAUGUUACCCCAAGUCCUCGACUUCUGCAGCUUAAACAGGAUUUGUUGGAUGCUGGUUAUACAAAAUGUAACGAGUUCAUACGGAAGCAGUCAGAUGGUAAGCUCCAGUGCCAGCCUGGUUGCAGUGCAGAUGAAACUCUUGAAGCUGUAAUUCUUAAGGAGCUUUCAGUAAUUCGAGACAGAGCAGGAAAAGCCUGCCUCAAUGAGUUGGGAAGCCAAAACAGCCCUCUCAUCAUGGCACUUGCAGGAUCUAAAGGUUCAUUUAUAAACAUAUCCCAGAUGAUUGCCUGUGUAGGCCAACAAGCCAUAAGUGGAAAGCGCGUUCCUAAUGGUUUUGAAGACAGAGCUCUUCCUCAUUAUGAACGUCACUCGAAAAUUCCUGCAGCAAAAGGUUUCGUAGAAAAUAGUUUCUUUUCUGGCCUUACUCCCACUGAGUUCUUCUUUCACACAAUGGGUGGUAGAGAAGGUCUUGUAGAUACUGCUGUCAAAACUGCAGAAACUGGUUAUAUGCAGAGGCGAUUGGUCAAGUCAUUGGAAGACCUCUGCCUCCAUUAUGACAUGACUGUUAGAAAUUCAACUGGAGAUGUUAUCCAGUUUGUAUACGGUGGUGAUGGUCUAGACCCUACUUACAUGGAAGGAAAUGGUUGUCCUGUGGAGCUGAAUAGAGUAUGGGACAGUGUACGAGCUAACUACCCCUUCAGGCAGGAAAAGCCAUUAAGUUAUGAUGAUGUCGUCGAAGGUUCGGAUGUUUUGUUGGAUUCAUCGGAGUUCAAUUGUUGCAGUCAUGAAUUCAAAGAACAGCUGAGGUCCUUUGUGAAGGAUCAGGCAAAGAAAUGUAAAGAAAUUCAGACAGGAUGGGAGAAGAAAUCUCCUCUUAUCAGUGAGCUGGAAAGAGUCACAUUAUCACAACUGAUACAUUUCUUCCAGACUUGUCGGGAAAAAUAUCUUAAUGCGAAAAUCGAACCAGGUACUGCUGUUGGAGCUUUAGCUGCUCAGAGUAUUGGUGAACCAGGUACUCAGAUGACUCUAAAAACAUUUCACUUCGCAGGUGUUGCCUCAAUGAACAUUACUCAGGGAGUUCCUAGAAUUAAGGAAAUUAUUAAUGCCAGCAAGUCUAUUAGUACUCCUAUAAUUACAGCUUAUUUGGUAAAUGAUACUGAUCCUGAAUUUGCUAGGCAGGUAAAAGGUAGGAUUGAGAAGACAACUCUUGGUGAGGUUACGGAAUACAUAGAAGAGGUAUACGUUCCAUCUGACUGUUUCCUAAUCAUAAAGUUAGAUAUUGAAAGAAUUCGUCUUUUAAAAUUGGAAGUAAAUGCAGACAGUAUUAAGUACAGUAUUUGUACGGCAAAACUAAAAAUAAAAAACCUACAAGUACUUGUACAAACUUCAUCUGUUCUUACUGUGAAUACGCAAGCAGGCAAGGACACCUUAGAUGGAUCUCUUAGGUACCUUAAAGAAAAUCUUCUCAAUGUUGUCAUUAAGGGAGUACCAAAUGUUAAUAGAGCAGUCAUACAUGAGGAAGAUGAUGCUGGAGUCAAGAGGUAUAAACUUCUUGUGGAAGGUGACAAUUUGAGAGAUGUUAUGGCGACCAGAGGUAUAAAGGGAACUAAAUGCACUUCAAAUAAUACAUAUCAAGUCUUUUCUACUCUUGGGAUUGAAGCUGCCAGGUCUACGAUAAUGUCAGAAAUAAAACUUGUUAUGGAAAACCAUGGUAUGUCUAUAGACCAUAGACAUCCGAUGUUGGUGGCUGAUCUUAUGACUUGCAGAGGAGAAGUCCUCGGGAUCACUCGGCAGGGUCUUGCAAAAAUGAAAGAAUCUGUUCUUAAUUUAGCUUCGUUUGAAAAAACUGCUGAUCAUCUAUUUGAUGCAGCAUAUUAUGGUCAGACUGAUGCUAUUACAGGUGUCUCAGAAUCAAUUAUAAUGGGAAUACCGAUGCAGAUUGGAACAGGCCUUUUCAAACUUCUUCACAGGACUGAAAAAGAGAAAGAAUUCAAAAGAAGACCCCUGCUUUUUGAGGAUCCAGAUUUGCAUACGAACACUCUUAAGGACACCAGUAAUUAACUUUGUUAUUGUUAUUUACUAUAUUAAUUGUAAAUAUAUAUUUUUAUACAAGACUGUUACUAUUUUUUAUUAUUAGUUUAUUUUAUAUGUUAUAGUUAAAACUUCUUAAGUCCAAAAAUUUAUAUGUAUAUAAUUUUAAAGCAAGUAUGAAUUUUCAGGUUAAAAAAAAACUCAAUUUUGCUUUUUGAAAUUAAGUUAUCAUUUUUUAAGAAAUUAUUAUACAUUGGCUUUUGGAUAUCGGAGAUAUGAUCCCUUAAGCUGUGAAAAAAAUGAAAAAAAAUUUAUAUAUUGCUGGAUUGAUUGUAAUUAAGACAAUGAAUAUUUAUAAUCAUUUAAUGAAUAUGUUUAUUUAUUGAUACUGAGGUCUAUACCAAGUUAAUGUGAUA
Molecule: messenger RNA, 4613 nt
Organism: Nezara viridula (southern green stink bug)
Lineage: Eukaryota; Metazoa; Arthropoda; Insecta; Hemiptera; Pentatomidae
Source: the annotation of a GenBank genome assembly